Messenger RNA from Cucurbita pepo subsp. pepo (vegetable marrow), 2554 nucleotides. The record is from RefSeq and is a predicted model, not a curated record. Lineage: Eukaryota; Viridiplantae; Streptophyta; Magnoliopsida; Cucurbitales; Cucurbitaceae.
CUUCUUUUUCCCAGUAUGAAUUUUGGGUCAUCAUCAGUUUUCUGUAUUCUUGCUGCGAGUAUGGGAAGCAAUUUUAUCGACGAAACUACCAGCUGUGGUGAGGCUGAUGGGUCUGAAACCACUAUUGAGAUUAAGUUAAAAACUUUAGAUUCUCAAACCUAUACUCUCAGAGUGGAUAAACAGAUGCCAGUCCCUGCUUUGAAAGAACAAAUUGCUUCUGUAACUGGUGUGUUGUCAGAACAACAACGUCUUAUAUGUCGAGGAAAAGUUCUGAAGGAUGAUCAGCUCUUGUCUGCCUAUCACGUUGAAGACGGUCACACCUUGCAUUUGGUUGUCAGGCAGCCUCUUCCACCAUCAGAGACUUUGUCCAAUCGGCCAGAGACUGAUCCAAAUUCGAGUACGAGUCGGGUGGCUCCUGGUGUGGUGAUUGAAACUUUUAGUAUGCCUGUUCAAGGGGAUGGUGUACCCCCGGAAAUCAACAGGAUUGUUUCCGCCGUUCUAAGUUCAAUUGGACUUUCAACUUCUGUAACCGGCAGUGAAGUGAUGGAUGUCGUCAGGGAAAUUGACCAACAAAGAUCUGGAGAGCGGGUGAUUGCAGCUGGGAUGAUAGAUUUGAACCAGCAUCAAUCUGGUGACAAUGGCUCAAGGCCACUAUCUGAUAGGUUUCAUGGCACAUCUGGACAUCCAUCGAUCCCUUCGUUAGGAUUGUUUCCUCCUCCUGUAAUUCCUGAUUCUUUGGCAACUUUGUCUCACUACCUCACUAAUAUGAGGCGUGAUUUUGAAAAUAUCGCAGGCAGAGUUGGAGGAAAUAAUGGUCAAGAAGCUAAUACUCAUGGAGCUGAGGAAAGUAGCUCUAAUUCCUCAACUCGUCCAAGCACCACCCAUGAAAGUUUCCCUACUCCUGCAUCGUUGGCUGAAGUCAUGUUUUCUACUAGACAGAUGCUUACAGGGGAAGUCUCAGAGUGCCUACUCCAACUCGGAAGACAACUGGAGAAUCAUAGGAAUGUUACCGAUCCUACAUCAAGGAUGAACACUCAGUCUUCUGCCUGGAGAAGCGGAGUUCUAUUUAAUAACCUAGGUGCAUAUCUCCUCGAACUUGGUCGCACUAUGAUGACAUUGCGAAUGGGCCAAAAUCCUUCCGAAGCUGUUGUUAAUGCUGGACCUGCAGUUUUCAUUUCCCAAACUGGUCCUAAUCCUAUAAUGGUUCAGCCUCUCCCCUUUCAACAAAAUCCAAGCUUAGGUCCAGUUCCCAUGGGAGCCAUGCAGCCUAGCCCUGCACUAAUACAUGGUCUUGGUUCUGGAUUUCUUCCAAGGCGUAUUGACAUACAAAUUCGAAGAGGUUCACCAACUACGGCACCAAAUAGCAAUCCAGAGGAACGCAGUGGAGCUCAGCAGCCUUCAGGGCAACAAGAAGCAGGCAGAGAUGUGGGUGAAAAUCCCACCAAUCAAGCAACCACUAGGAUUGUAGAGGGCCCAAGUGUGGGUGGAGAAUCUGGAGUGCGAGUAGUGCCACUUAGGACCAUGGUUGCAGCAUUACCCGGACCCUUUAGCCGCUUAUCUUCAAAUUCUUCUGGUAAUUCAAUUGGGUUAUACUAUCCUGUUCUUGGAAGAUUUCCUCACCCUGCUUCAGGAAUUGCAAGGGGCGAGCGAGGAAGUCAAGCUUCAUCAGCGCGUCAAUCUACCGGCCUCCAGAAUGAACAGCAUACAACUCUUGAAUCUGUUGUGGAACAGCUGAAUGCAGAAGAGGCUGCGAGAGAUGCUAGGGCCCAAGGUAACCUAGAAUCCGAACGACAAGUUCCUAGCAAUGUUGUCCAGUUUCUUCGGACUCUCUUUCCCGGUGGUGAAAUCAACAUUGAAGAUGCCAGUUUCCAGGAGAUUAGUGGUUCUGUUCCUGCUCAUCAUUCCAUGGUGGCAUCAAGUUCUGUCUCAAAUGUACAAGAAUCAGACCCAAGAACUACUGAUGAGGGAAUGUUUUUGUCCAACAUAUUUCACCAAAUCAUGCCAUUCACAUCUCAACGAGGCAACGAUCCAGAUAUGCCUUCAGUAGAGGCAAAUGCCUCCGAGAAUCGGAAUGUCUCAGAUUCUUCUGCACAAGCUUCAUCAAAUGGGGAUGCUGAGACGUCACGCAGACGUACUGAUGCUGAAUCUGAUGCUCCAAGUACCAAACGUCAAAAGAAAGAUUGAUCCAAGAAAAGGCGACCAGAGAUUCCGGGAUCUUAAUCUGAAGUUGCACCUUCGAACUUCUGGGAACGUUAUCACAAAACCGAAUCAAUUGUGGAAUUCCCUUCACAAAUUGCGAGGAGCGCCACAGCCUCUGCGAAUUAAGUGUACUAUUUUUCAUUCUCUUCUUUGCAAUUCCCCGCCCUCCCCUAGCCUCGCCCUCCCCAUCACCUUGUACGAUAUCGUGUGACAUUACUAUUUUACCCCUUUGCCCAGCGUCUGGACCCAAAAUGGAAAAGAAGUAAAAUGAAAGCAUUUUUCGAAUUUACAGUGAUCCCAUAUAUGUGAAUGGCCCUUAAAACUAUUAGAUCAAACUCAAGUUUGUGCUUUUAGC